ACCAUAACAUAAAUGACACGGGAGAACAUUGAACGAAAGAUCUCAGUUCUGCUGAGCUCAGUCUCUUGUUCUCCAUCUCUACGAUGGCGAAGAGUUCAAGCAACGGUAAACAUUCACUGACGACGCUAGGCAACAUGGAAGAAGUAGAAAAAGUGUUCAAAAAAUUCGAUGCCAAUGGCGACGGGAAGAUAUCCGCCUCCGAGCUCCGAGCGGUCCUCAGUGCACUCGGCUCCGAUACUUCUCCCGAGGAAGUCCAGCGAGUAAUGUCGGAGAUCGACAGCGACGGUGAUGGAUUCAUUGAUCUCCGCGAGUUCGCCAAUUUUCACCGGAGAGGAUCGGACGACGAUGAUGACAGCAGUAGCAAAGAGCUUCGCGAUGCCUUCGAUUUGUACGAUCAGGACGGGAAUGGAUUGAUAUCGGUGAAGGAAUUGCACUCUGUGUUGAAGAGCUUAGGAGAGAAGUGCUCGUGGAGAGAUUGUUUGAAGAUGAUCAAAUCUGUUGAUGUUGAUGGCGAUGGAUGUGUUAAUUUUGAAGAAUUCAAGAAGAUGAUGAAGGCUUGAGUUAGGGUUUGAAUAGUUGGCUUAUGAAUCGAUAAUCGACGCCUUUGAUCGUGUUGAAUGGAAUUGUUGCACAUUUUAGCGCCAUUUUUUUUACUAUUGAGCGGGAAGGGAAUUCUCACUCUCUCUUUACAGAUAAACGUUCUUAGUUCAAAUUCUUCCCUCUUAUACUAUUUUCAAAAUACUCACCAUCAUUCAAUUAUGUGAAAAUUCAUUUUGUUUGAGUUUGAAUUGUCAAAAUUAUUUUUUGAA
Messenger RNA from Camellia sinensis, 809 nucleotides. Its product is annotated as putative calcium-binding protein CML18. Lineage: Eukaryota; Viridiplantae; Streptophyta; Magnoliopsida; Ericales; Theaceae. Gene Ontology annotation, molecular function: calcium ion binding. The record is from RefSeq and is a predicted model, not a curated record.